This is a messenger RNA of Psammomys obesus (fat sand rat), 6014 nucleotides long. RefSeq names its product ankyrin repeat and SOCS box containing 1 (gene Asb1). Gene Ontology annotation, molecular function: protein binding. Gene Ontology annotation, cellular component: ubiquitin ligase complex. Gene Ontology annotation, biological process: protein ubiquitination; intracellular signal transduction. The coding region runs from base 100 to 1107 and encodes 335 amino acids. The record is from RefSeq and is a predicted model, not a curated record. NCBI's taxonomy places the organism in Eukaryota, Metazoa, Chordata, Mammalia, Rodentia, Muridae. The transcript is spliced from 5 exons.
GCGCUGGAGGUGUACCUCAGACCGGGCUGUAUUUUGACGGGAUAGUGGAGGAGGCGGACGGGCGGCGGGGUCAGGGCGGAGGCUGAGGACCAGGUCGGCAUGGCGGAAGGCGGGAGCCCCGAUGGGCCGGGCGGCCCGGGGCCCGCAGGUCCCAAUCUGAAGGAGUGGCUGAGAGAGCAGUUCUGUGACCAUCCACUGGAGCACUGUGAAGAUACGAGACUCCAUGAUGCAGCCUAUGUAGGGGACCUCCAGACCCUCAGGAACCUAUUGCAGGAGGAGAGCUAUCUGAGCCGCAUCAAUGAAAAGUCUGUCUGGUGCUGUGGCUGGUUGCCUUGCACACCACUGAGAAUCGCAGCCACUGCAGGUCAUGGCAACUGUGUGGAUUUCCUCAUACGCAAAGGGGCAGAGGUGGACCUGGUGGAUGUCAAGGGGCAGACCGCCCUGUAUGUGGCUGUAGUGAAUGGGCACCUGGAGAGCACUGAGAUCCUUUUGGAAGCUGGUGCUGACCCCAACGGCAGCCGGCACCACCGUAGCACUCCUGUCUACCAUGCCUCUCGUGUGGGUAGGGAUGACAUCCUGAAGGCUCUUAUCAGGUAUGGGGCUGAUGUUGAUGUCAACCAUCAUCUGACUCCUGACACCCGGCCUCCUUUCUCAAGACGGCUUACCUCCUUGGUGGUCUGUCCUCUGUACAUCAGUGCUGCCUACCAUAACCUUCAGUGCUUUAGGCUGCUCCUCCAAGCCGGGGCAAAUCCUGACUUCAAUUGCAAUGGCCCUGUCAACACACAGGAAUUCUACAGGGGCUCUCCUGCGUGUGUCAUGGAUGCUGUCCUGCGCCAUGGCUGUGAGGCAGCCUUUGUAAGCUUGCUGGUAGAAUUUGGAGCCAACCUGAACCUGGUGAAGUGGGAGUCACUGGGCCCAGAGGCAAGAGGCAGAAGAAAGAUGGACCCUGAGGCCUUGAAGGUCUUUAAAGAGGCCAGAAGUAUUCCCAGGACCUUGCUGAGUUUGUGCCGCGUGGCUGUGAGAAGAGCUCUUGGCAAAUACCGAUUACAUCUGGUUCCCUUGCUGCCGCUGCCAGACCCCAUCAAGAAGUUUCUGCUUUAUGAGUAGACUUGAGAUGCAGCGUUGACUGCAGUAAGGAAGCCAGUCUUCUGCAGUGAAAGCUGACACUGAUUCUGGCAUCCUGUGAACCAUGUCCUGUGCUGCCAACUUUUCCUUGGCUGUCAGUGAAGAGGAAAUAGCUGUGGUCUCUUGGAUUGUGAUUCCAUCUCAGGUGCUUGGGCCAUCGAACACUCCUUGAGUCAUUGUCAACUGAGAGGCACAUACAAACUUAAUUUUGUUCUUCAAUAUCUUUGUCUUGGAUUUUUACCCGUACAUAUUCCUGAAAUGGGCUGUGAAAUGUAUGCAGUAUGGGUUGGGCCUGUUAGCCUGGUGUUAGCCCCAGUGGGGAAUGCUUGUAUUUUCCAGAGCUCUGCUUUUAUUUAUGUUCCUACUCUGCAAUUUAUUAUUCUUUCAAGGCUUGCUAUGCAAACAAAGAGAGUUUUGUUAAAAAAAUAUGUAGGGAGCAGAGAUGGGGUUCGUGCACUUGCUGGCCUGUUUUUCCGCCCCUGUAUGUUUGUCUGUAUAUGUUUCCAGAUGCAUAUCCCUGCUUACCGCUGCAGCAUUCUCUCUGGAGAGCUGUCUCCAUUCCAAGAUGGUUUCUUGGCUGCAAAUACUGCCUGCUAUCUUAGUGCAUGGAGGUCCCAGCCCAGCGUCCACAGUGCAGCACCUGCUCUGCUGAGGGUUUCCUGAUGUCUCACCCUGGGGAUCCUCAGACAGUGAUUGCCUUUAGGAGGCCUGCUUGGAACCAACCAGUAAGUGACUGCCCACUUUCAGAACAGGGACCAUCCCAAUAGCACUCACUGCCAGUCCUCACAGGAUAAGAUGACACUGGGGUGCUCUCUUCAGACCUCCUGUACAGGAAGUGGGAAAUGUGUCAGUCACCUGGGUGGUUUCAGGUUACAGUGCUUGGUGUUCACCAGACAGGACAUCUGGGUGUUGGUGACUGUUUCUCCCACUUUCUGGCCCAAUGCCUUUGUGGGUACUCCUAGAGCUCUUUCCUUGUCCUGCCCAGGGGUUGUUGGUGGGCGAGAGAGAUGACCUUAUUGCAGGUAUGUUUAGCUCUUUAGGUGCAGGAGUCCUGUGCAGGUGAGUCAGGAACUGUGGGCUUGAGAAUGCUUAGGUUGUUCCUGUUUCAGUGAAAUCACCUUUGGUCAUUUUGAAGCCUGUUAGGAUUCUUGUGUGGAUCUGUAUAGACUUGAGAACGUUUAGGGACAAGCAGAUACUAAGUCUGUUUAGGUGUUUGGCCAUAAAAGAAGUCUAACCUGUAAUGAUGCUCUAUAGUUGUACCAUUGUGUGUUGUAGCUGACCAGACAGUGAUGGCCUUUGUAUUCUGUGAAUGGAGUUCCAAACCUCCAUCCCAGCGUCUCAGGAGGGCCCUGUGCAGUGGCACCAAGCUGGCCCAAACGCACUCCGUGGAGCUUUGAUAGGCCUUGCCCAGCCCUGGCCAGUAAGUACUGGGCUGGGCCAGAGCCUGUUCCUGUCUGUUCUGCAGGUGGCCCAGGCCCACAGCUCUUCACUUGGACAUGAGUAGCUUCCCCUCUGCUAGGUUUUUCAUAAUCCCAGCACUGUGAGGUCUCUGCUUGUUCAAAACUUCCAGCUGGCAAACCUGAAUGUGACAUAGCAUUGCAACUCACUGAGGACAUUUUCCUUGUCUCCAGUAGCACUACAUAAGCUCUGCAUUUCAUUGCUAGCAAAGAUGAGGUCAGGGUAGGAAAGAGUAGCACUCUCCUGUGAGCACCCCAGGCUCAGGAGAGGCACCAUUGGAAGCUGAUGUGGCUUUAGUGAGCAGACGUCUGAGCUGUGUUUUCCUGUAUCCUCCCUAGCAUGAAAAUGUGGUAGGCCUGAGCUGGUCCUAGCAGAGUUGCUCAGCAGGCCCGAGGGAAGGAGCCUGAAGACUGUCCCAGCUCACCCAGGGAGUGUCUGUGUGAUUGUUGCUAUUCCAGGGGUGGCCACUUGAUUUGAACAGAGGCUUGAACAUCGAAUCUUGGCCACGCAGGUUGGUAUGGAGCCAUUGCUGAUUCCUCAAAAUUUAUCUUUGCAGUAUUGGGUUUUUAGACAUAGUUCCAAAAACCUUCAAAUGUCAUACACGUUGUAGCUGUUAUACUUGUGAUGCUUCUCAUUUAUUUAUUUAUUUACUUAUUUACUUAUUUAUUUAUCUAUCUAUCUAUCUAUCUAUCUAUCUAUCUAUUUAUUUAUUUAUGCUCUUCUAUAAGAGGACUUAAGGUGGAGAUUCUUGUUUUGUUUUGACAUUAGGUAAAUUUAGGCAAAAAUACUAGUUAGGUAGAUUAUUAGCAGUUUUCAAAUGUUGUCAGGCUUAAGGGUCAUCAUUUCAAAGUUUUCCCUUUUUCAUGAAUGAUUUUUAAAAAAAAUAUUUCUUUCCGUUUUAUGUGCAUUGGUGGUUUGCCUGCAUGUAUGUCUGUGUGAGGGUAUCAGAUUCUUGGGUUAUAGACAGUUGUCAGCUGGCAUGUGGGUGCUGGGAUUUGAACUCACAUCCCCUGAAAGAACAGUCAUGAAGGAUUACUGACUGUGGGCCUGAGUGGAGGGAAAAUAUGCCGGAGAGCCACCCUGAUCUUUGCUCAGCCAGUUCCUGGAGAAGUGGAGGAGGCUCCACUGUAGACCAGGAAAGCACUUCCUGCUGUGCCUUGCAGGAGACCCGCUGAGCCUGAGAGAGCUGACAGGCAGCAAGCACUUUGGGAGUGGUGUCUGUCCUGUGGGAACUGCUUCUUAGUGGAAGUGCGCUUGUGGAACUAACAGUGCUGAGAGCCCCUGGUCUGGAGGUGUGGGCUCUUUCUGCUGACCUUCUGGGACAGUCGGAUCAUUGCAGCCCACAGUGCAGCAUCAGCGGAGAGCCGUACAGGUGAAGGAUAAGUGCAGCAUGCAGUACUUGAGGAAGCCACAUUUCCUCAGCUGACUGGAUUGUCUUUUAUUCUUCGGUCAUGUCCUUCCUGACAAAGAACAGAAUGUGUGCUUGAAAGUGAUGGUGUGGGGCUAUGUCUUUGCAUUUAAAACACUCUUGAUUGCAGUCCACAGCACUCCCACCCCCACUCCAUGUUUGCUUGUUGCUGAAAUCCUGGCACAAUCUGGCUGUAGUGAAUGUUACAUAUUAAUGAAAUUUUGGGGUCUUAGGUAGCUGACAUGGUGGGGAAAGGCACUGCAGCUUUCCUGUUGCGUGGGUCCAAGAGUAAUCUCUGGGAUAACUGUAUGGCCUAGGAAGUCUAGACACACUGUUGAUGGGCCUCUUCACCUCAGAUCCAUGAGGCUGCCCAUAGGAAGCCAGUGUGGCCUUUUUGGUAAGGCUUGCUUGGCCCUCGCUGAGGCCUUUGGAACUAGUGGUACCUAGGGGGCUGGUGAUGGCACCAGUGGUGGUCUGCUGCUUCCUUUGUCUCCUUGAUGCUUGCCUAUCAGGCACUUGGAGGCUAAUCCUGACUACAGGGGUCUAAUGACCUUCCCUCAGCACAGAGUGAUUCCUGGAAGUGCCUCUUAACUUGGGAGCUUCUUUCUCUCCUUUGCUCAUUUUCACCUCACUGUUCUUCGUCCCAUACUCCCUUGCUGGGCAGUGAAGUAGCAGGUACACGAACAUAGCCAGUUAGGGAUUCUUAGUCAUCCCAGGAGAGUCCCACAGACAGGAGCAUGCAAGCUUUGGUUGUGGAGUAUUUACUGUACACUGUAGCCUGCCAGAGCUUUAUGACGUGAGGAAGGGUGCAGGGGAACUUCUAUAGCCUUAACAUGUACUUGACACUCGGUGCAGAAGUGCAUGGAGCUUUUUUCGGUACUGGGGACUGAAGCAGACCUGGGCAUGUAAAGCGAGUGCUGCACUGAGCUCUGUCUUUAGAAUCUUUGUUUCUUAGGUAAAACAAGCAGUGGAAGGGUGUUUGUAACUGAUUUGAGACUGGAAUGUGUGAACUAAGCUGUCAAGGACACGCAGUGUGACUUGCUUCUGGCAUCUAGCCAGCAGCUACCCGCUCUCCCCUCGGUGUCUACACAGCUCCCACUAUUUCUGUUGGUGUCGGGCAUGUGUAGUGUACCAUGCAGUGGGGCUGUGUGCUUGUGCAGAAGACAUGCUCACUGCAGCCCCCUAUUUCCUGUUUGGGGAUGAGUGAGUGCUUGUUCCAAGUGGCCUGACUGACUGUUUUUGCCCUUGUGCCUAGUUAAGAGCUUUUAAAAGUGCAAUGACAUUUUUGAUACAUUGUUAUAAUAAAUGCUUUAUCGCCCUCUAAUUUCCCUCCCAAAUGCCUUAAUUUUGUGGCCUGUGUCUCACCGGGUAGACGACGCUUCCUCCAUGUGUAGUCUUUCAUUUACGUUUAGGUGUUCGUUCGUUCAUUCAUUCAUUCAUUCGUUCAUUCAUUCAUUCAUUCAUUCAUUGUGUAUGAAAUGUGUGUUCAUGUGUAUAUGUGCGCCCAUGUAAGCUAUGGUGUGGAUGUGAGAUCAAAUGACAAUGUUUGGGAGUUGGUUCUCUCCUUCUACCAUGUGGUUCCAGGGAUUGAACUCUGGUAGUCUCAUAUGGUAGAAAGUGCCUUCACCCUCUGAGCCAUCUUACCGGCCCCGUAUGCAGUUGUGUGCACAGUUCAAGUGGAAGGGACUGGCUCGUGGCUAGUUCGCUGUGACUGGAGAGAAGCAGGACUUUACAGCUGUUCAGGGUUCUUGGGGCUGCAGGGGACACCCAUAAUGUAGCCCAGGAGUAAACUACUAGCAGCCUGUCUCACCUAGCGGCUCUGCUCCCUGCAUUGAAGAGAGUUGUACCCACAGCUUUCCAGCCAGCAGCACUGCACAGCAUCUGUGGUGUGGGGGCGUAAUGAACACUUCCAUUUCUGCCCCAUGUUAUAUGUGACUUACUUUGCCAGUUUGAGGGUAAAGAUGUGGCAAGUUGGGAUAAACCUGGAGUGAAUGAACUAAAUAAAGAUAGUUGUUCAUAUUGA